Messenger RNA from Oppiella nova, 977 nucleotides. Lineage: Eukaryota; Metazoa; Arthropoda; Arachnida; Sarcoptiformes; Oppiidae. The record is from the annotation of a GenBank genome assembly.
ACCAAAUAUAAGCAAUAACACAGAAAAUCUUUAUUUAGACUAAAGGAUACGAACCAUUGAAUAUAGCAUUACAUCUAUUAUUGAAGUGAUUUUUUGUUACUUUUUUCUCAUACAUAGGGAGUAAUGUUACAGACGUUCGUAUCGUUAACACUAUUGUGUUGUAUUAGUGCCACUUAUUACGGAGACUAUGAGUACGGAUUCAAUAAGUAUUUCAAUGGACUUAAAAAGCAAGGGAUAGGGUCUUACAAUUCCGGUGGAUAUCUACCCAACUCUUAUGGACAGGGAUAUGGCGACCAGGGAUAUGGAUAUGGAUAUGGACAGGGAUUUGGAUAUGGGCACCACAACCCGUACCCAUACAAGCGGUUUUCGAUCAUCAAACGCCUGCCCCCCAUAUAUAAGGACGUCAAACAGCAUGUAUAUGUCGAACAGCCGGUUAUUAUUCGCAAAGUACCGGUGAUUCACAAGAAAAAGGAAGUGACGGUUGAGAAACAACCGCCCAUUUAUGACAUUAACCCUAAGCCUCAUGUGGUGGAAAAGGAUGUCGGCGUCGGUGGCUAUAAACCUAUGGGUGGUGUGGAUAUGGAGGGCAAGGAUUUCGUGCCGAUGGUCGAAUACGAGCACAAAAUGCCCGGAUAUAUGCCCGCCGUGGACGGUAUGCCGGGUGUGGCUGUCGAUGAGGGCGUGAAACAGGAGAUGGAAAAGGAGGAGGAAAUGGAUGAGCAUAGAGGCCAUAGGGAUGUCGGUGUCGGUGAGGGAAAGGGUGUCAUAGAGGAGAAAGAGGUGAUGAUUGACAUGAAGGAUAAGAAACUACCGGUGCCUGAGAUGGGCGGUGACGGAGAUGAGGGUUUCGGUGACUUUAAUCCCAAAGACUUUGAGUUGCAGUCAAAGGAGAGUAAGAAUUAAGGAUUAGUUUUAAGUCUGUUUUUGUGUGUAUUUUGAAUGAAUUAAUUGAAAAUAAAAAACAAUUAAACAAGUCC